Scophthalmus maximus (turbot) is the source of this 2164-nucleotide messenger RNA. RefSeq names its product immunoresponsive gene 1, like (gene irg1l). The transcript is spliced from 6 exons. NCBI's taxonomy places the organism in Eukaryota, Metazoa, Chordata, Actinopteri, Pleuronectiformes, Scophthalmidae. Gene Ontology annotation, molecular function: lyase activity. The coding region runs from base 147 to 1634 and encodes 495 amino acids. The record is from RefSeq and is a predicted model, not a curated record.
UAUUGUGAGUCCUGGACUAUAUAAGACAGGUUCCCUCUCAACCUGAAAAGCAGCAGCAUCUUCAGCAACCGUUUGAUUGCAAAACUACUGCCGCACUGCAGAAAGAAGAAAGAGGAGCAUCUUGAAAGAAACAACUUACUCAAGCCAUGAUCUCCACACUACAGAAAACUAUCAGACCAAUGUGGGCUGUCAGAAGACUGCAUAAGUCAGCAAUUCAAGUCUUGAAGCACCCAGUCCCCGAGGACACGGUCACAGCCAGCUUUGGGAAGUUCAUCAGUGAAAUAAAGCCUCAGCACUUGUCCCCCAUGGUCCUCGGCCGCAGCAAAAGAAUGGUGAUGGACAGCAUUGGGGUUGGGCUGAUCGGCAGCACAACAGAGGUGUUCGAACUGGCCCUGCAGCACUGCGAGUACAUGUAUGCUCCUGAUGAGAUCAGCUCUGUGUACGGACGCAGGGGCACCAGACUCUCCCCGACGCUGGCAGCUUUCGUCAAUGGAGUUGCGACUCACUCCAUGGACUUUGAUGAUACGUGGCACCCUGCCACUCAUCCCUCAGGAGCAGUGCUUCCUGCUGUGUUGGCACUCAGCGACAUGUUGCCCUCAAACAACAAACCCAGUGGCCUGGAACUCCUGCUGGCUUUCAAUGUGGGCAUCGAGAUCCAGGGGCGACUGAUGCGGUUCUCUAAUGAGGCCUGCAACAUCCCCAAGAGGUUUCACCCUCCCAGCGUGGUCGGGACGAUGGGAAGUGCAGCUGCCUGUGCUCGCCUCUUGUCCUUGGAUCACUCCCAGUGCAGUCAUGCCUUGGCCAUAGCUGCUUCUCUUUCUGGGGCCCCAAUGGCCAAUGCUGCCACUCAGUCUAAGCCCCUCCACAUUGCCAAUGCUUCACGUUUGGGGCUGGAGGCCGCUCUGCUGGCCUCCCGAGGCCUAGAGGCGAGUCCCCUGGUCCUGGAUACUGUGCCAGGGGUGGCCGGCUUCAAUGCCUUUUAUGAAGACUACGUGCCACAGGCUUUAGAAUCACCCAAUGAUGGCGGCCAUAUAUUCCUGCUAGAGGAGCAGGACAUGGGCUUCAAGCGCUUCCCUGCUCAUCUGGGGAUGCACUGGGUGGCAGAUGCUGCAGCCUCGGUCCAUGAGCUUCUUGUGGGAGUUGGUCCUGGCACUGUCUCCCCAGCUCAGGUCCAGGACAUCCAGCUCAGAAUCCCUAAAUCAAAGUACAUCAACAGGCCUUACCCUGAGUCUGAGCACGAGGCACGUCACUCCUUCCAAUUCAAUGCUUGCAGCGCCCUCCUUGAUGGCGAGGUGACUGUGCAGUCCUUUACACCCGCUGCCAUGAGCCGCCCGGAGCUGCUCGCUCUGCUGAGCCGUGUGCACGUGGAGCAUCCCGACGACAACCCGGCCAAUUUCAACCUAAUGUAUGGCGAAGUGGAGGUGACGCUUGUUGGAGGAGACAUUCUGAAGGGACGGUGUGACACCUUCUACGGUCACUGGCGCAACCCACUUACCAACGAGAGCUUGACGAAGAAGUUCAGGAACAACGCAGGGACGGUGCUUCCUUUAGAACAGGUGGAGAGGCUGAUCGAUGUGGUGGAGGAGCUGGACAGAAUUGGGGACUGCAGAGCCCUUCUCUCGCAGCUGCAAUGAAAACUCAGUGGACAAUAUCAGCAAAACAGAAAAUUUGUAAAUAAAUACAUACAAAUACAUUUUAACUAACAACUUACUGUCAAAUGUAUUAAAAUGCCACAUUUGUCCAAAUCAAUGCUGAAGAAUAUCACGCAUCCAAUUGCAAAUGCCUGACAUACAACUGUGCACCUUUUAUGCCUUUUUUUACCAGUGCUGAAAAGCACUGAAAUACCUGUUGAACGAUAUCAUAACUCAUAUUUAUCUAAUGUAUUUUGCAAUUGUAUUACUUAAUUUUAUCAAGAAAUCAAGAGUUGUAAAAGGGGAUGUAGUUACUUUUGCAAAGGGAAAAUGAAGGAAGAUUUAUUUACUUAUAUACUUAUUAAAUAUCAAUGUUACAUAAACAUUCAGUUACUCAUUUCGCGUAUUUGUGCCAAACAAUGGUUUGUCAAAAUACUGCAGGGUUUCCUCUUUGAAAUUUCAACACUUUAUUAUAAAAAUGUAGCAUUUCUCUUGGUGUGAUUUUUUUUGAAUAAAAAGUACAAAACUCAAAA